This is a messenger RNA of Vitis riparia (riverbank grape), 2100 nucleotides long. Its product is annotated as putative receptor-like protein kinase At4g00960. Gene Ontology annotation, biological process: protein phosphorylation. Gene Ontology annotation, molecular function: ATP binding; protein kinase activity. Bases 44 to 2038 code for a protein of 664 amino acids. The transcript is spliced from 7 exons. The record is from RefSeq and is a predicted model, not a curated record. NCBI's taxonomy places the organism in Eukaryota, Viridiplantae, Streptophyta, Magnoliopsida, Vitales, Vitaceae.
AAGAGUCCCUCUGUAAUUCUAGACCGCAGGGCAGGUACAGGCCAUGGCUAUGAGUUUUUUGGAACUAACUUUCUUCCUCUCAUGCCUUCUCAUACAGCUUGUUCCAUUCACUGUUGCCCAGUAUUUCCCUAAAGAAGAAUGCAUUUCACAUAGAGGUAACUACACCGAUAACAGUACAUACCAGGCAGACCUCAAUAGCCUCCUGACCUCCUUCUCAAACACCCAAGUUGAGUAUGGGUUUUACAAUUUCUCUGUUGGUGAGGUGAAUGGAAUCGGGCUCUAUAGAGGGGAUCUCACUCCGGAUACAUGUCGUAGCUGUAUCAAUAACUCCAGCCAGGACAUUCUACGAUUAUGUCCCAACUACAAGGAGGCAGUUUUGUAUUACGAUCAAUGCACGUUACGAUACUCUAACCGCUCCAUAUUUGGCACAGUAGAUACUUCGGAUAGUUACGCUCUAAAAAACACCCAAAAUGUCUCAGACAUCGACCUCUUCACACAGCAGCGGGACGACUUGUUACUUGACCUCCGAGAAAAAGCUGCAUCAGGUGGUCUUCUUAAAAAGUAUGCAACAGGCGAGGCAGUGGCUGAUUUCAUUACCAUAUAUGCACUUGUCCAGUGCACUCCUGAUUUAGAAGAUCAGGAAUGCAGUGACUGUGUAGCCGACCUUAGUAAAAUCUAUUCCGAUUUUUUAAAGUAUAAGCAAGGAGGGAGAGUUAUGGCACCAAGCUGUAACUUUAGGUUCGAGACCUAUCGGUUCUAUGAUACUCUCCCUGAUGCACCGCCGCCAUCUCCUGCUAAUUCUUCUCCUCCACCAAAUGAUGCCACUGCUGGAGACGGAAAAAGUAACAGAACGCGAACUGUAGUUAUCAUUGUUAUAGCAACUGUUGUUUCUGUGAUACUCAUCUCCUGCAUCUGCAUCUGCAUCUUUUUGAGAAUGGGAAAGCCAAAAGACAGUGUUAACUUGCCUUGUGAAGCUGAGGAUGAAAUUUUGGAAGUGGAAUCCUUGCAAUUCAACCUUGGUUCUAUUAGAAAUGCAACAGGUAACUUUUCUGAUUCUAAUAAGCUUGGACAAGGAGGAUUUGGAGCUGUUUACAAGGGUACACUUUCCAAUGGACAAGAUAUAGCUGUGAAAAGGUUGUCCAAGGGUUCUGGACAAGGAGAACUAGAAUUCAAAAACGAGGUCUUGCUAGUAGCCAAGCUUCAACAUAGAAAUUUGGCUAGACUCCUAGGUUUCUGUUUAGAGGGAAUAGAAAGACUUCUCAUCUAUGAGUUCGUGCCUAAUGCAAGUCUUGAUCACUUUCUAUUUGAUCCUAUCAAGUGUUCACAAUUAUAUUGGGAAAGGCGUUACAAAAUUAUAGUAGGCAUUGCUCGAGGACUUCUAUAUCUCCAUGAAGAUUCCCGACUUCGAAUUAUUCAUCGUGAUCUCAAAGCUAGUAACAUUUUGCUAGAUGAAGAAAUGAAUCCUAAAAUUUCAGAUUUUGGUAUGGCAAGGUUGUUUUCACUAGAUCAAACUCAAGGCGAUACGAAAAGGAUUGUUGGAACCUAUGGAUAUAUGGCUCCUGAGUAUGCAAUGCGGGGGAACUUCUCAGUUAAGUCCGAUGUCUAUAGUUUUGGUGUGUUGAUUUUGGAAAUUGUCAGCGGUCAAAAGAACACUAGUUUUGGUGAUGAGGAGCAUAUGGAAGGCCUUAUAAGCUUUGCAUGGAGAAGUUGGAGGGAGGGGUCAGCUUCAAAUUUGAUAGAUCCUUCAAUGAACUCCGGUUCAAGAAGUGGAAUUAUGAGAUGCAUACAUAUUGGGUUGUUAUGCGUUCAAGAAAAUGUAGCUGAUAGACCAACCAUGGGUUCAAUUGUUCUCAUGCUUAGUAGUUACUCUCUCACUCUCCCAUUACCUUCACAACCUGGUUUCUUCAUGCACAGUAGCACGAACCCAGAGACACCCUUGCUACUGGGAUCCGAUUAUGGGGUAAUCAAUGCUUCUAAUAAUGUUUCAGCACGCGUGUCCGUAAAUGAGACUUCGAUUACUGAGCUUCGCCCUCGUUAAUGUUAUAGAGGUUCAAGUUAUGUUGAAAUGUGACUCUUCUUGUUUUCUUGGUUCUUGAUCAA